This is a messenger RNA of Pseudocercospora fijiensis CIRAD86, 870 nucleotides long. RefSeq lists its product as uncharacterized. The record is from RefSeq and is a predicted model, not a curated record. NCBI's taxonomy places the organism in Eukaryota, Fungi, Ascomycota, Dothideomycetes, Mycosphaerellales, Mycosphaerellaceae. The coding region runs from base 1 to 870 and encodes 289 amino acids. The transcript has 4 exons.
AUGAGGUUCUGGUUCGCGAGAGAAUGGCGCAUACCGAAGAUCUUCAUCGGAUUGAUGAUCUUGGAGUUCCCCUUGACUGUAGCAAUGCUUGCGCUCAUGGGCAUCGCGCACCCGAACACAUACCGCACGAAGCUAUGGCAGAAUGGCUUCGAUGCAAAUUUCAACAGCGCGCCCAACUCGAUCCUCUACGACUAUGCGAACUGGAGACCAGCACAUAUUCCUCUCAUAUGGAGCCGCUACAUGACACAGUUCAAUGUUGUCAUAUCCAUCCUCAGCAUGUUCGUUUUACUGGCGAAGAGUGCCAUGUAUGUGAUGCACAUUUUCAUUCCGGCUUUGAGCGUCUUCUGUCAUGCUUUGCUGGUGGCACUAUACUCUGUCAGCGUGUACAACCAAUCCAGACCGGACACGAGCGACAAGGAUCUUCCUUCACUUAGCAUGCCGUGGUAUCUCAGCAAAGGCUGCAAACAUGCAGAGCCAGGCAACAAGGGCUAUUGUCUACAAGCUCGAGCGAGCUUCGCCGUCACAAUUGUCAUGCUCGUCCUCUUCAUAGCAUAUCUUGGCUAUUCAGCAUGGAAUUGUAUUCCAACACAACGCGAGAAGAUCGAACGUGAAGCGGAAUAUCAAUCGAACUUGGAGAUGAAGAAGCUAUCGAUAGAGAAGAAUCGACAACUCUUCCUCAAUCUCCCAAAGACGCCUAACACGCCUGGUUUUGGCGUGCAUAAUCCGAUGACGCCCCGGACAGUGGCGUUCACUCAACUUAAUGGAGGCGUCUCGUCAGCGGGGCCUAGCAGGUCAUUACCAUUCCGAGAGCUGAGCUAUGAGCUGCAGAGCGUGCAGGUGAGAUCGAAAGGAAUGCCUGAUGCCAGAUGA